Messenger RNA from Callorhinchus milii (elephant shark), 5070 nucleotides. It is a transcript of the gene asap2a, whose product is annotated as ArfGAP with SH3 domain, ankyrin repeat and PH domain 2a. NCBI's taxonomy places the organism in Eukaryota, Metazoa, Chordata, Chondrichthyes, Chimaeriformes, Callorhinchidae. The record is from RefSeq and is a predicted model, not a curated record. Gene Ontology annotation, biological process: positive regulation of GTPase activity. Gene Ontology annotation, molecular function: GTPase activator activity; protein binding. The transcript has 30 exons. Gene Ontology annotation, cellular component: cytoplasm. The coding region runs from base 55 to 3357 and encodes 1100 amino acids.
CUCUCUCUCUCUCUCUCUGUAUAUAUAUAAUCUAUAUAACCCAGGAGUGUAAGGAUGCCGGACCAGAUCACAGUGUCGGAAUUCGUGGCCGAGACCAACGAAGAUUACAAAUCGCCAACAGCCUCCAGUUUCACCACCAAGAUGAGUCAGUGCAGGAACACGGUGUCUGGCUUGGAGGAGGCACUAGAUGUAGACCGUGGGGUGCUACAAAAAAUGAAGAAAUCUGUAAAAGCUAUUUAUUCAUCUGGCCUGGGUCAUGUGGAAAAUGAAGAGCAAUAUACACAAGCACUGGAAAAGUUUGGAGGCAAUUGUGUCUGUCGUGAUGAUCCUGAUCUAGGCACAGCGUUUCUAAAGUUUGCAGUCUUCACGAAGGAAUUGACUGCCCUUUUCAAAAAUCUGAUUCAGAAUAUGAACAAUAUCAUCACUUUUCCUCUGGACAGCUUACUUAAAGGAGAUCUAAAAGGAAUUAAAGGGGAUCUGAAGAAGCCUUUUGAUAAAGCCUGGAAGGAUUACGAAACGAAAGUUACAAAAAUUGAAAAGGAAAAAAAAGAACAUGCCAAGCAACAUGGCAUGAUCCGUACAGAAAUAAGUGGAGCAGAAAUUGCUGAAGAGAUGGAGAAGGAAAGAAGGUUCUUUCAAUUACAAAUGUGUGAGUAUUUACUUAAAGUUAAUGAGAUCAAGAUCAAGAAAGGAGUUGAUUUACUUCAGAAUUUGAUAAAAUAUUUCCACGCACAGUGCAAUUUCUUUCAGGACGGCUUGAAGGCUGUAGAAAGUUUAAAACCUUCAAUGGAAAAACUUUCUACGGAUUUACACGCUAUUAAACAAGUACAAGAUGAGGAAAGAAAGCAGCUAAUUCAACUUCGCGAUGUUCUGAAAACAGCACUUCAGGUAGAACAAAAAGAGGCGGUGAUUGUUGAUCAGGAUUCCCAGGUCCGCCAAAGUACAACCUACAGCUUACAUCAGCCUCAGGGAAAUAAAGAACAUGGAACUGAAAAAUGCGGCGCUCUCUACAAGAAAAGUGAUGGAAUCAGAAAAGUAUGGCAGAAAAGGAAGUGUACAGUAAAAAAUGGUUACCUUACAAUAUCUCAUGGAACAGCUAACAGACUGCCAGCAAAACUCAAUCUCCUCACGUGCCAGGUGAAGCCAAAUCCAGAAGAAAGAAAAUGCUUUGAUCUCAUAUCACAUGACAGAACAUACCAUUUUCAAGCAGAUGAUGAACCAGAAUGCCAAGUUUGGAUGUCAGUACUGCAGAACAGUAAAGAAGAAGCUUUAAACAAUGCUUUCAAGGGAGACCAUAAUACUGGAGAAAAUAAUAUUGUCCAAGAACUAACAAAAGCAAUUAUUGUAGAGGUACAGAAGAUGACUGGAAAUGAUGUAUGCUGUGAUUGUGGGGCACAAGUGUGGAGCUUGACACUGAACCAGGGAGACAGGAGAUGUGACAAUAGGCAUGGUCGAAAAGGAAGGUCUUUGGGUGUGAUUUGGAGACGGACAAGGAGGAGAGGGAUUGAGGCAGAGCGUUCCAGGGAGAAGUGGCUAAAAGCAUGGCUGCCAAUGGUGGAGCAGAGGGGACGAAGGACAGGCAGGAGGCCGGAGCCAGCUGAGCGAAGUGGACAUGAUCCAACAUGGCUGUCCACAAAUCUGGGAAUUCUGACGUGCAUUGAAUGCUCAGGGAUCCAUCGAGAACUAGGUGUUCACUAUUCCAGAAUACAGUCCCUUACAUUGGACGUAUUAGGAACAUCAGAACUCUUGCUGGCCAAGAAUGUUGGGAAUGCAGGAUUUAAUGAGAUUAUGGAAGCUUGUCUACCUUCCGAUGAAACCAUCAAACCUAUUCCAACCAGUGAUAUGAUUGCACGAAAGGACUACAUAACAGCUAAAUACAUUGAACGUAAAUAUUCAAGGAAAAAGUGCCUGGAUAAUGCAGCCAAACUUAGCUGUCUGUGUGAUGCAAUCAAGUCAAGAGACAUCUUCGCACUAAUUCAAGUAUAUGCUGAUGGUGUGGACCUGAUUGAGCCAAUUCCUUUAGCAAAUGGACAUGAGCAAGGAGAAACGGCACUGCAUCUCGCUGUAAGAUUGGUGGACAGAACAUCGCUUCAUGUGGUUGACUUUUUAGUACAGAACAGUGGGAACCUUGAUAAACAGACUGCCAAAGGCAGCACAGCAUUGCAUUACUGCUGUCUAAAUGAUAAUCUGGAAUGUCUUAAACUGCUUCUAAGGGGUAAAGCCUCCAUUGAUAUAGCCAAUGAAGGUGGAGAAACUCCACUUGAUAUAGCCAGACGCUUGAAGCACACGCAGUGUGAAGAGGUGCUUACACAGUGUUUAUCAGGCAAGUUUAAUUCUCAUGUACACGUGGAAUAUGAAUGGAGGUUACAUCAUGAAGAUCUGGAUGAAAGUGAUGAUGAUAUUGAAGACAAGCAAUCCAGUCCCAACAGACCUGUCAGUUUCUAUCAGGUGUCAUAUCAGACAGGAACAAGUCAACUUCAGCCCAUGGCCACUCUUCCAGCCAUGUUGAGGGAUUCAGCCAAUUCCAUAAAAGAUAAACAGCGAUCGUUCAUUCCAAGUAUGGUGAGCAAUGAAACGUAUGGAACUAUACUAAGCUCAAGUCCUCCUCUUUCUUCUAUAUCUGAUGUACCCCCACUUCCACCUAGGAACAUCGGUAAAGUUCAAUCUGCAGUUCCCAGUGUUAGUUCACAGACUUCGAAUGUUUGGAAACCUGGAUCAAUGGGAAUGGAAGGUGUUAAUCGACAACGAUCUGCUUCAGACCCACCAAACCUUCAUCCACCUAUACCACCACUCCGGGUGACAUCAGCAACAGCAAACCCAUCACCGCCAACUCCAGUAGCAAAGACGACCAGUGUUAUUGAAGCAAUGAGUCUGCAGUUGAAACAGUCCCAACAGCAAACUCCUCCCAGUAAAAAACCACUGCCACCACCACUGCCUCCUCAGCCACCACUUCGUGUUUCACUACAGAAAUCUUCACCCAGCAUUGAUCGAACAUCUGUAGCUAAAAGACCACCCACAUUACCUGGAUCUGUACAAUCAUUGCAAACAGCAGGUGAUGCUUCAUUGGGACCAGGCAAUAUACCAAAAAAGCCAGGGCAUGCACCGAAUUCUGCAAGUCAAAGCAAAGCUCCAGCACCAAUGCCACGGAAAUCUCAAAUGUUGAAACCAAAACCAAGACGAGUGAAAGCAAUUUAUAACUGUUGUGCUGAUAACCCAGAUGAACUCACUUUCACAGAGGGUGAGAUUAUUGUUGUUGAUGGAGAGGAAGAUCCAGAAUGGUGGAUUGGCCACAUUGAAGGAAAUCCAAAGCGGAGAGGUGUUUUCCCUGUGACAUUUGUGCACUUCAUUGUUGACUGAGCUCCCUUUUAAGUCGAGAGAAAAAACAAAUCUGGAUCAUUGUAUGUCUUUGGAUGGCAAGGAACACAACUCCAUAGAAUCCAUCACCACUUAGCAGAAGGAUAAUACAAGUUUUGAUUAUUAAAAUUGAUUUUUUUUGGUAUUUUGCACUUUCAAGACAACUGGAGAUCCAUUGUAAGUUGUGAACUUUUCAUUUCUGGCAAUUUGCUAUGGUGCAUGUAGGUACUUGAAAAUGGAAAAUUAGUUCCAUGUCUUUAAGAAAUGAAUAGCUUAUUUCUUACUAACUGUGUCAAUGUUGUUGAAAUUUGAAAUAUUUUCAAGGUAUGUACUAAAUACUAAGCGAAGUUGGAUGUUGAGGUACUGAUAAACUGGGAUAAUUCAUUUAGAUAGUAAGCAUGCUGGUUCAGCGAAUAAUAUAACUAUUAAGGCCUUAAAAUAUUACCACUAUUUCAUAUUCAGUUAUGUGAUUUCCAGUUUAUUUUGAUAUUUUAAUAAAUUUCCAUAAUUGAUUUGAUCAAUAAUCCAGUGUUGUAGACAAUUCAACAUUUUUCCAGAGGCAAACGAUUAAAAUCAAUCAAUACCCAUGGGGCUGUUUUAAGGAACUGGUUAGUUGGUGGACAUUCAAAAACAAUGGUUUAGGAGGAGGAAUAGAAAGCAAACACCACAUGUUUGAAAUGCUUUGUUGCAUUAAUCUUUGUUUAACCAAAAUGGUGUUUAAAUAUUUCAGUCUAUUUCCUAAAAUGUUCAAAGGGAAUUUUUUUUACAUAUUAUUUACACAGAAUUAACAGCUUCUUGUCUUUAUCCUUUAUUAAGGAAAAUAAGGAAUAAUGGUGCACAUUUACAGAAUUAAAUAAUGCAAAAUGUGCAGUUUAAUGAACAUUCAUCUCAUUCUAAAAUGCUGACACAAAAAGUACCUUUUCCAUGUUGGGUCCUGUUUUAAUAGAAAUAUUUUUUUUUCAAAAAUUACAGAAACUGCCAACGGUAAUGUUACUUGAACCACAUAGUGUGGUUUGCAACACUAUGAUGCAAUCCAAUUGAAAAUGAUUUUUUUAAAAAGUUAAGUAGUUGGCACUUUUAGCUAAAUAUAGCCCUAAUUAAUAAUUGUUGAGCUGUCUCAAUGGGAAGCAGUUAGUUAUUUUAUGUAAUGCAAAUCAAUGCCGAAGAUGGUGGCAUCAUUCAGAACUGUGGUUUUCCAUGAGUGAUUAAAAUGGCCAUAAAUAUCCAGACACGCUGACUGUCGCCACCUGCUGUUGCUAAUUUUGUUUUUCUUUACUGUGACUGAUUCUUAGAAUAAAAAAUAAUUUCCUAUUUGAUAUGGUGUAAAAUGAAUAAAAACAUAACCAGUUAGAUUUCUGUUGCAGAGCAACUGUAUAUAUAUAUUGUAAAUCUUAAAUACUAUAUACCUUUGUAAUUCUUGUUGCGGUGACUUGACAAUUAGGGCAUGUGUAAUAUGUACUCUAUAUCCUAGUUCAACAUUACAGCUAUCUGGAACUGUAAUAAACGGUUAUUAAAAAAACCUGCUUUGGCAAUGCAGGUUUGAGUGUGUAUUUUCAAGUUAAAGCCUAAUGAGUUUGUUUUUUGCAAAGGAAUAACUUAAUAUCUGACACUGCAUAAAAUAUGAGGAUCUAAAAUUUCUUUGUGUAAUGAAAUGUUUUUCAGUUGCACUUGGGUAAGGCUGCUAUUACUCAUUCACAAUAAACUUUUUACUAACCA